Molecule: messenger RNA, 1023 nt
Organism: Microthlaspi erraticum
Lineage: Eukaryota; Viridiplantae; Streptophyta; Magnoliopsida; Brassicales; Brassicaceae
Source: the annotation of a GenBank genome assembly
AUGGGGUCGAAUGAAAGAGAUCAUCCGACGCAGCAUCACCCGCCUCAAAUCAGCAGUCUCAUCGUGCGACCAUCCGGAAGCCACGACGGAGAAGACGACCGCCGCGCCGCCGCCGGAGACUAUGAGACCGGAGAAGUCUCCCGUGACCGGCCCUCAUUUUCUCGCUCUGAUCGGCAUAAACGUGACAACGGACAUAGAACUCGUGCAAGUUCUAGCUCACCAUCCCGUCGUCCAUAUGAAGAUCACAGACAUGGCUCUGAUCUUAAUCAUUCAGGCGCUCCGUCUCGUGGCCGUGAGUUAAGCAGCAGAAGGGAAGCUUCUGGGAGAUACAGAGACUAUUCACCACCACAUGCUAGAGGAGGAGGAGGACCUGGUGCUCGUCCCCAUGGAAGAGGCUUUGAUGCUCCUGAACCUACACAUGGCUUGAGCAGAAACAACAAUUCAAAAGUGCAACCUAGAGAUGGAGAUUGGUACUGUCUAGAUCCACUAUGCAGGAACCUGAACUUUGCGAGACGAGAGUGCUGCUACAAAUGCAAGAAACAUCGCUAUGCACCUGCAAAUAGUCCUCCACCGCCUCGUCUUCUUCCUCCUCCGAUGAAUCUCUCCCCAAGAAGAGACUUUAAUGGCUACAGGUCUCCGCCACGUGGCUGGCCCCGAGACUACCCUCCACCAAGACUUGACCAUCCCACACUGAGAGACAGAGACAGAGAACGAAGCCGUUUGCAUUACUCAGACCAUGACUACCUUCCUCCUAGCAGAAGAAUAGUAUCUGACUGGAUCCAUCCCGAGCCGCUACCGAAACCUCAUUACGAGAGACCUCUCAGUCCACCUCGUGGUGGCAGCAGAUGGGGACGACUUUCGAGAGAGAGGAGCAGAUCACCACAAUUGAGAGGUGGUCCACCGCCGCCGUUGUUGAGAGAUGGUCCACCGCUGCACAGAGAUUACCGCCGUGACAGUUACUUUGAGAGAGGAGGACGAGAUGAUCGGCGUGGCGGCAGAGACAGAAUGGGAAACUCUUAUUGA